AUGGCUGUAACUUAUCACCUUGAACUGUUUCCUGAACAUAAAGUGACUUUACUUUUAUUCAAAGAUGUUAAAAAUGCAUCAGGACUAAGAAAGAAAGCAAUUGAUGGAACUAUUGAUGGCGCUUUACUGAAUCCUGCAAUGAUUGUAGAUCCACUUCAGGUUCUUAUUGCAGUAAACAAAGCUGUCCAUUUACACCUGGUGGGAAAAAUGAAAACAAGAAAUCUUAACUCAGAAAUUAUAUUCAAUUUAUCACCAACAAACAAUAUUUCGGAAGCUUUUAGAAAGUUUGGCCUGUCAGACAGCGAUUCUGGAGUUCUUGUUGUUUUAACUGACGAUGGGACUAAAGCCUUGAAUUCUCAAGAAAUAACCUCUCACGUGGACGGCCAGCAAGUACCUCUAGCAGAGCUGUCACAACUAACAGACAUCACGAAAGUGAGAAAGAUGUAUAAACUGACCACAGAAGAAGAUAAAAUUGGUUCUGUAUUGGACGCUGUAAUCUGUAGAAUGGCAGUGAAAGAUAUAUUGUGA
Staurois parvus is the source of this 528-nucleotide messenger RNA. The record is from the annotation of a GenBank genome assembly. Lineage: Eukaryota; Metazoa; Chordata; Amphibia; Anura; Ranidae.